Mycena indigotica is the source of this 1299-nucleotide messenger RNA. Its product is annotated as Palmitoyltransferase PFA4. Gene Ontology annotation, cellular component: endoplasmic reticulum membrane. Bases 1 to 1299 code for a protein of 432 amino acids. The transcript is spliced from 8 exons. The record is from RefSeq and is a predicted model, not a curated record. NCBI's taxonomy places the organism in Eukaryota, Fungi, Basidiomycota, Agaricomycetes, Agaricales, Mycenaceae. Gene Ontology annotation, molecular function: protein-cysteine S-palmitoyltransferase activity.
AUGCCAUCUGGUUUCCUUGGCCAGCUCGUUGUGAACUUUGUCCUUCUGCUCAUCUGCUUCAUUGCCUACUCGUCCCAAAUAUUUAUAAUAUGGCCGUGGUAUGGCAGGGUCCUUUCCGUCGAGCUUGUCACCCUCCUCCUGCCGUUUAAUAUCUUCGUCGGGUUGCUCCUCUGGAACUACUUUCUUUCUGUUUAUACCGACCCUGGGCGGGUACCCGAUAACUGGAAACCAGAUACGAAUGCUGAUGGGUAUGAGGUCAAAAGGUUGACUGGUAAUCCGCGAUAUUGUCGCAUGUGUGAGCGCCCCAAACCUCCAAGAACACAUCAUUGCCGACAAUGCGGAAGAUGUGUUCUGCGAAUGGACCACCAUUGUCCGUGGAUUAACAAUUGUGUUGGACACCACAACCACGGCCACUUCAUCCGCUUCCUUUUCUUUGUUGAUGUCUCCUGCUCGUAUCAUCUUGCCAUGGUCUGGCGGAGACUAUAUAUUAGCUUGGGCAACCGCUAUUGGGCUCGUCGGUCGCUUACUCCAUUCUUCUACGUUCUCACUCAACUCCAGGACGAACCCGAUGGGACAGAAAUGAUAUUCAUGAUCUUGAACAUGGUCGCCUGUAUUCCUGUUCUGCUUUGUGUCGGUAUUUUCAGCUUAUAUCACUUUAACGCCAUUCGAAAUAAUACUACCACGAUUGAACGCUGGGAAAAGGACAAGGUCGCAACUAUGGUCCGUCGUGGUAGAAUCCAAGAGAUUAAAUUCCCAUAUAAUAUCGGCACAAGGCGCAACAUCGAGUCUGUGCUUGGAAAGAACCAUUGGCUCUGGUGUUGGCCCACGAAGACGCCAGGUUCGGGACUCAAAUAUGAGAUCACAAGCAACGAUGAAAACUCUGAUGGGGAGAGUUGGCCUCCGCAUCAUGACACGAUCGAGGGCGAGAGUUCGCACAAGGAAUUCAGCUUGCCUGACUCACCAUGGACCUUCGAGAAUGGGACGGUCAACCCAACACUCCAGCCAUCGAAUUCUGCCCGAAGACGAGCCAAGAAUAAUGGGGCAUCUACACUUCCGCCAUAUCAUCCCGACUACCAGCCUGAUGCCUCAGAUUCUGACGACUAUGAUGAGGACGACACGAGCCGCGUGCGUAUUAGAAGAGGGUCAGAAGGAUACGAGGUACGACCAGGGAAUCGGGAGGACAUGCUCAAUCGGUACUUGUCCGAAAUUGGCGAGAAGAGGUAUCAUUAUUACGUGCCCGAGCCAGCGAGCGGGAGUGAGAGCGAAGGCGAGCAGGCGCCAUUGGUCAAGAGCGGCUAA